CAUCUCCUUUCUCCUCGCAGCUGCCGGAGGAGCGGAGAUGGACGCCCCCCGCGAGGACGAUGUCGUGCUUUUGGAGGAUGAGAAGUUUGACUUUGACCUCUCGCUGUCGUCAACAAGUGCCAACGAGGAAGAGGACGAGGUGUUCUUCGGGCCGGUGGGGCACAGAGAGCGAUGCCUGGCGGCCAGCGUGGAGCUGAGGCUGCAGCCGCCUGAGCAGCCCGCCCCGCCGCGGCCCUCGCCCUCGCCCCGAGGCCCUUGGCCCUGGUGCCCGCUGACGGGGGACGCCUUCGUGGAGGUGUACAAGGAGGCCCACUUGCUGGCCCUGCAGAUCGAAAGUGCCCGCAAGGCCGCCUCGGCCCUCCCUGCGCAGCCCCCCGGCCAGGCCGGGGAGCACUUUGUGCAGGAGCCUGAGGCCAAGAUCAGCCUCUUCGAGCGGGAGGAGGAGGCCAGGAGGAGCCCCCAGGCGCUGAAGCGGGAGACGUUCUGCGUGUCGGACAGGACGGACCCCGCACCCCUACCUGUGCCCCUGGGACCCGCCCCCAGCCAGACGGCCGCGCAGAGGAUGGGUGCUGGCCGGCAGCUGCCCCGCGCCCCCUCGCUCCGCCUCAGGGCCCUGGAGAAGGCGCUGAGGAAGACCCUGCUGAAGCCUCCUGGUGCUGCCACCCGAAAGCCGUCCACCUCGGGCGCUGCUCCGGCCACUGCGGGCCAAGCCGCCCGCCGCAGUCUGUCGUGGUCCUCACGGGCGCCACAGACGGGGGGUGCCCGCAGGCGCGAGUCCUCCCUGGGCCCCAGGCCGGGGGUGUCGUCCGCGCUGGCCGAGCCCUUCAAGGUGCCCAGGAGCCCUGCGGGCGAGCCCCCCGGCACCGUGACCCCCCAGUUCCCUCGCACUCAGAGGCCACAGCCGCACACCCCGGCCGGGAGGACACCCCUCCACAGCACCCCUGCCCCAAGCAGUGCCAUCAGCCAGGCCGGGACCCCGUCGGCCACCAGGCGCCUGUCGUCCCUGCCCACGCCUGCCGGCCGCCGGCUCUCCAGCCUGCCCAGGGCCACCCCCAGGACCACGUUCAGGGCCCCCGGCUCACCCCCCUGUGCCUCUGAGACUCCUGGAAGAGGCCCCCUGAGGACCUCCUCGGCCUGCGUGAGCAACAGCCAAGCUGCGUCCAGCGGCCGUGACUCGUCCCCCGACGGGAGCAGCUCCCCGCCAGCCACCGUGCCCCAGGCUCUUUGCUUCUCCCCGGAGCACAGCGAGGGCACCAAGAGCCCCUCCGCGGGACGGGGCCCAGAGGCUCUCCCCGCAGCCGUCGCCCCCCAAGCCGCCAGCGCCCCCCUGGUGGAGGUGGACGCGCCCCUCAUCGACUUCUGCAGCAGCCCCCUGGCCAGCGCCGCCCCGGGGGGCCCGAGCCGGCCCCUCAUCGACCUCCUGGUCAACACGCCCGAUUGGGCCCGCGGCAGCACGCCCAAGGCCAGGCCCGACCUCGAGGCUGUGCAGCUGAUCGACCUGGCCUCGCCCCUGAUCCAGCUGAGCCCUGCCGCGGACAAGGAGAACGUGGCCUCGCCCCUCCUCAAGCUCUGA
Molecule: messenger RNA, 1573 nt
Organism: Sorex fumeus (smoky shrew)
Lineage: Eukaryota; Metazoa; Chordata; Mammalia; Eulipotyphla; Soricidae
Gene: GTSE1
Product: G2 and S-phase expressed 1
Exons: 10
Coding region: 38-1573 (511 amino acids)
Cellular component (GO): cytoplasmic microtubule; microtubule cytoskeleton
Molecular function (GO): microtubule binding
Source: RefSeq, a predicted model, not a curated record